GGGGCCGCACCGCGCAGGGCGGGGACGCGCCGCCGGCUUGGUUCCGGGUGCUCCCGCGCGGCGCUUCCCAGAGCGCACUUGACCGAGGUCGGGCUGCGGGAAGGACGGGUCUGCGGAGCAACCCCGAGCGCCGCGGCGUCUCCGACCGCUCCUCCUCCUCGCGCCGACCGCUCCGCGGUUGGAGCCCGAGCCGGCGCCACCUCGCGCGCCCCGGCCAUGGCUUUCGCCAAUUUCCGCCGCAUCCUGCGCCUGUCUACCUUCGAGAAGAGAAAGUCCCGGGAAUAUGAGCACGUCCGCCGGGACCUGGACCCCAACGAAGUGUGGGAGAUCGUGGGCGAGCUGGGCGACGGCGCCUUCGGCAAGGUUUACAAGGCCAAGAACAAGGAGACGGGUGCCUUGGCUGCUGCCAAAGUCAUCGAGACGAAGAGCGAGGAGGAGCUUGAGGACUACAUCGUGGAGAUUGAGAUCCUGGCCACCUGCGACCACCCCUACAUCGUGAAGCUCCUGGGAGCCUACUACUAUGACGGGAAGCUGUGGAUCAUGAUCGAGUUCUGUCCUGGGGGAGCUGUGGAUGCCAUCAUGCUGGAGCUGGACAGAGGCCUCACCGAGCCCCAGAUCCAGGUCGUUUGCCGCCAGAUGCUAGAAGCCCUCAACUUUCUGCACAACAAGAAGAUCAUCCACCGUGACCUGAAGGCUGGCAAUGUGCUGAUGACCCUGGAGGGAGACAUCAGACUGGCUGAUUUUGGUGUGUCUGCCAAGAAUCUGAAAACUCUGCAGAAACGAGAUUCCUUUAUAGGAACGCCUUACUGGAUGGCCCCCGAGGUGGUGCUCUGCGAGACCAUGAAGGACACACCAUAUGACUACAAAGCGGACAUCUGGUCCCUGGGCAUCACGUUGAUUGAGAUGGCGCAGAUCGAGCCCCCGCACCAUGAGCUCAACCCCAUGCGGGUCCUACUCAAGAUCGCCAAGUCGGAUCCUCCCACGCUGCUCGCCCCCUCCAAGUGGUCAGAGGACUUCCGAGACUUCCUGAAGGUCGCCCUGGAUAAGAACCCGGACACGCGCCCCAGUGCUGCACAGCUGCUGGAGCACCCCUUCGUCAGCCGCGUCACCAGUAACAAGGCUCUGCGGGAGCUGGUGGCUGAGGCCAAGGCCGAGGUGAUGGAGGAGAUUGAAGACGGCAGGGACGAGGGGGAAGAGGAGGACGCUGUGGACGCCACCUCUGCCCUGGGGAACGACACUCAGGACUCUUCUGAGGCGAAUCGGCUGAGCCUCAAUGCCAACAAACUUCUGCAGGAAUCUUCUAUGCCACUGCCACCCAGCCAGCCUCAGGACGGUGUGAAUGGGCCCUGCAGCCAGCCUUCUGUGGAGGGAGCCCUCCAAGCCCCCCGCCCACCAGAUGGAGCCCCUGCAAGCGAGAACGGCCUGGCUGUGCCUGUUCCCCUGCGGAAAUCCCGGCCAGUGUCCAUGGAUGCCAGAAUUCAGGUCGCUGAGGAGAAACAAGUCACUAACCAGGCUGGGAACCUUAGUCCUGCAGCCAGCAGGUCCCAGAAGGCAAGCCAGAGUCGGCCCAACAGCAGCGCCCUGGAGACCUUGGGCAGUGAGAAACUGGUCAAUGGCAGCCUGGAGCUCCCCACCCAGGCGGGGCCAAGCCUGUCCAAGAGGUCCUCGGACUCUGGCAGCGUGUCCACCUCGGAGAGCAUGGACUACGGCACCUCCCUGUCCGCCGACCUGUCCCUGAACAGAGAGUCAGGCUCGCUGUCCCUCAAGGACUCCAGGCUGCACAACAAAACCCUCAAGCGGACCCGCAAAUUUGUGGUGGAUGGCGUAGAGGUGAGCAUCACCACCUCCAAGAUCAUCAGUGAAGAUGAGAAGAAGGAUGAGGAGAUGAGAUUCCUCAGGCGCCAGGAACUCCGAGAGCUUCGGUUGCUCCAGAAAGAAGAGCAUCGGAAUCAGACCCAGCUGAGCCACAAGCACGAGCUGCAGUUGGAACAGAUGCACAAACGUUUUGAUCAAGAAAUCAAUGCCAAGAAGAAAUUCUUUGACACAGAGCUGGAGAACCUGGAGCGUCAACAGAAGCAGCAGGUCGAGAAGAUGGAGCAAGACCAUGCGGUGCGGCGCCGGGAGGAGGCCAAGCGGAUCCGCCUGGAGCAAGAGCGGGACUAUGCCAAGUUCCAAGAGCAGCUCAAAGUGAUGAAGAAGGAGGUGAAGAGCGAGGUCGAGAAGCUUCCCCGGCAGCAGCGGAAGGAGAGCAUGAAACAGAAGAUGGAGGAACACGCGCAGAAGAAGCAGCUUCUUGACCGGGACUUCGUAGCUAAGCAGAAGGAGGAUCUGGAGCUGGCCAUGAAGAGGCUCACUGCAGAAAACAGGCGAGAGAUCUGUGACAAGGAGCGCGAGUGCCUCAGCAGGAAGCAAGAGCUCCUUCGAGACCGGGAGGCCGCCCUGUGGGAGAUGGAGGAGCACCAGCUGCAGGAGAGGCACCAGCUGGGGAAGCAGCAGCUCAAAGACCAGUACUUCCUCCAGCGGCACGAGCUGCUGCGCAAGCACGAGAAGGAGCGGGAGCAGAUGCAGCGCUACAACCAGCGCAUGAUAGAGCAGCUGAAGGUGCGGCAGCAGCAGGAAAAGGCGCGGCUGCCCAAGAUUCAGAGGAGCGAGGGCAAGACACGCAUGGCCAUGUACAAGAAGAGCCUGCACAUCAAUGGAGCGGGCAGCGCCUCCGAGCAGCGCGAGAAGAUCAAGCAGUUCUCCCAGCAGGAGGAGAAGAGGCAGAAGGCAGAGCGGCUCCACCAGCAGCAGAAACACGAGAACCAGAUGCGGGACAUGCUGGCGCAGUGCGAGAGCAACACGAGCGAGCUGCAGCAGCUGCAGAAUGAAAAGUGUCACCUCUUGGUCGAGCACGAAGCCCAGAAGCUGAAGGCCCUGGACGAGAGCCACAACCAGAACCUGAAGGAGUGGCGGGACAAGCUUCGGCCACGAAAGAAGGCUCUGGAAGAGGAUUUGAACCAGAAAAAGCGGGAGCAGGAAAUGUUCUUCAAACUGAGUGAGGAGGCGGAGUGCUCCGUCCCUACCACGCCAAGCAAGGCGACCAAGUUCUUCCCCUACAGCUCUGCAGACGCUUUGUAACACCCUCGCCCCGAGGGGGCAGGCAGGGCAGCGGGCCGCAGGGCCCUGCCGUCCUCUGUGAACAAGUGACUCCGGAUCCUCCUCCCCUCGCUCUGUGCCAGUGUGAAUGCAGCCCCCUGCCCGCUGCCACCCGAUGUGCACCACAGGCUGCCCGGUGCUUCUGACUUCUCGCUUGCUCGUGGAGGGCGAAGUUACUUAUGUGGCACCUUCCCCUAAUGUGUCCUCACUGAGCACCACAUCCCGUCAAGCUGCACGUGACCGGGGCUCUCAGUGGGGUCAGGGGCCGGGACUGGCCAUGCUGCGGUCUCGAGGGCCCUCUUGUUUGCCAAAACACCAGUUUUGCUGUCGGUAGGCACAAAGCAUUGCUGAUGAAGUCACCGUGCGCUCUGCCUUAUUGUGAUGCUUGGUUUUCUAGCAGUGCCUUGCAGUGUCAGACAGGAAGCUUAGCAGCACUUCAGUUCCAGCAGAGGCAGGCUGGCAGCCAGCUGCUCAGGGGAUGUCCUUGUCCCCCUGGUCCCCCAGUUUGCUUCCUGCUUAAGCCAAGGCUGUGUGCAUGUGGGGGAGGAGACAAACAAGGAGCCUGAAGUGUUUGCUCUGCUGUACUUGUAUUUCAGGCCGUCUCCCGUUCCCCUCCCUGUGUGUUCACACACACCCACCCCCUGGCACGGUGAGGCUUGCCUGUGAACUGAGCUGCAUGUUAGGUAGAGCAGUUGGUGAGCAAAAUGCUGAGUGUUGGCACAGAGACCCAGGGAAGGCACAGGCUGCGUCGCCUGUGCCCCCACACAGGAUGGGGCAUUUGGGGAUAAACUCCUUGCAGCCCACCCAGUCUGCAGGCACGAUGGGAAGGACCUUCCCCUUGGCCUUGUACUCUGUUCAGGAGUUGCACCUUACAGCUCAGACCAAGCCUGGCAGGCCCUUGGCCUCUUCUGGAAAAAAGGCAUGGGGGUGGUGUGUGGCACAGGACGCUUCGUGCCCCCGGGAGCCCGGCUGAAGCAAAGCUUCUUGACCCAGUGGACUCCAGGGCCUUGUCUUCCUCAGCCAGCCUCCCAGGACACUGACCCUAAGGCUGCAGAGUGUGUAACCCAAUAAAGCAAGUGCUGCAACCAGCUUCA
Messenger RNA from Chinchilla lanigera (long-tailed chinchilla), 4232 nucleotides. RefSeq names its product serine/threonine kinase 10 (gene Stk10). The record is from RefSeq and is a predicted model, not a curated record. Gene Ontology annotation, molecular function: ATP binding; protein serine/threonine kinase activity. Lineage: Eukaryota; Metazoa; Chordata; Mammalia; Rodentia; Chinchillidae. Gene Ontology annotation, biological process: protein phosphorylation.